This is a messenger RNA of Capsicum annuum, 519 nucleotides long. RefSeq lists its product as uncharacterized. The record is from RefSeq and is a predicted model, not a curated record. The coding region runs from base 1 to 519 and encodes 172 amino acids. NCBI's taxonomy places the organism in Eukaryota, Viridiplantae, Streptophyta, Magnoliopsida, Solanales, Solanaceae. The transcript is spliced from 2 exons.
AUGGGUCUAACAGACACCAUAAAAAAUGACAAUAAAGCAUCAAAUCAAAAUAAGGCCAAGGCCAUGAUAUUUCUUCGUCAUCAUCUUGAUGAAGAAGUGAAUGCGGUAAAUUUUCUCCCAACUAGGUGUGAAAGAAGUUCUGACCUCAGUCGUAGUGAUGGUCGAGGUCGUGGUCGUGACAGGUAUUUUAAUCAUGGUGAUUACCUUGCAAUAAAUAAUAAUCCUCAGCACCAGCAGUACAAAAAGAAGGGGGAAGCUCCUGAAGCAGCGCCAAGGACGAACUCUGAAAGUAGAUGUUAUCGAUGUGGAGGAAAGAGGCACUUGUCGCGUACCUAUCGUACGCCAAAGCAUCUGGUAAAACUCUAUCAGGAUUCCCUUAAAAGGAUAGAAAAUGAUGUUGAAACAAACUUUCACCUUGAAGAUAGCGUUGAGCCCAUGGACUUGGAAGUUUCAGAUUUCUUUGCAAUUUUUGAAGAACAUGUAAAUCUCCCUGUAGGUGAUAAUCAUGAAAUAGUCUGA